This is a messenger RNA of Hevea brasiliensis (rubber tree), 1605 nucleotides long. Its product is annotated as protein FMP32, mitochondrial. The transcript is spliced from 7 exons. Bases 306 to 995 code for a protein of 229 amino acids. The record is from RefSeq and is a predicted model, not a curated record. Gene Ontology annotation, cellular component: mitochondrion. Lineage: Eukaryota; Viridiplantae; Streptophyta; Magnoliopsida; Malpighiales; Euphorbiaceae.
CCAACUCCAAGCAAGCAUAUGAGUUUGACGACGGUCUCCCGGGACCCUAGAGAACGCAAACGAAAUCAAAAAGGCGCUAAGCGUUUUGGGCAAGCAACCGUAUAUUCUUCAUUUUCUUUUUAUCCAACGACUACGUUCCCAUUUCCUAUCAAGCGCAACUCUCCUCUUCCAGAGUUAUUCUCUUCAUUUCUUCGCAGAAAUGAACAAAGUCCUCUUGUUCCAUUCUUUGUAACAAUCGGUUUCAUUCUUCUGCUACUAAUUUUUCUUAAUAUUGAUUCAUUCUGUUAACGAAAACUGCAAAUUUGAUGGCUAUGUGUAAGCGUAGUGUUCAAUUAGGGCUGAAUGCUGCGUUUCAUUUCACCAAGUUUCGAUCUAUCAAUUCAUCUUCAACUUCUUUUGCUAAUGGAUUUGAGUACAGACAGAUAUCUCAGCUCGUUAACUCUAAUGUAAAGCGCGCGUUUCUCGUUGAUACAUUGGCUCUGGUGAGAGGUUUGGAAGCGCAAGGUGUGCCUUCGAAGCAGGCUGAGGCGAUAACUGCUGCUAUCACUGAAGUGUUAAACGAUAGCUUGGAAAAUGUGGCGCAUUCUUUUGUUUCCAAGGCUGAAAUGCAAAAGAGUGAAAUGAUUCAAGAAUCAAAUUUGUCAAAGUUCAAGUCUGAAGUACAGAGUUCUCAGGAGCAUCAUUUUUCUUUGUUGCAACGUGAGACUGAAAAACUACGGAGCGACAUAGAUAAAAUGCGCAGUGAACUGAGGUAUGAAAUUGACAAGGUCACGGCUGGGCAGCGUUUGGAUUUAAAUCUUGAAAGAGGGCGAAUACGCGAUGAGCUUGCUAAUCAGAAUGCAGAAACCACCAACCUCACAAACAAGCUUGACCGGGAAAUUCAUGCAUUAAGAGCACAGUUGGAAGCGGCAAAGUAUGAUGUGAUUAAAUACUGCAUAGGUACCCUUGUUUCAAUAUCUGCAGUUGGGCUUGCUGUCCUCCGGAUCUUGUUGUAGUUAUUCUUUUACUUGGGUGAUGAAUGUUAAAAUUUCUCUAAGAAUGCCAAUUUCAUUCUUUCCUGUGGAAACCGUUGCCUGAUAAAAUUAAAAAAAAACAAAAAAGGGUACCAUUGUUUGAUAGCUAUUCCUUUUGAAAAGAGGCAAACCCACGUGAUUAGAACAGAUAUCAGUUUAACUAGGGAAUGAAGCACAUUUUGUUUUGUGCAACUCUAUUCUCAUGGUAGGGUCACUCAUCUCCAUUAUGGAGAAUCAAAAGUAAUGAUGAUGGUGAAUUAAUGUGCUCUAGGAAUAUUUCUGUACCCUUCGAAAUAUAAAUGGCAUGCAAUAGGCCCACCAUGAAGUGUCUGCUGUAGGACAGUAGGAGUUGACGCUAUAUGGAAGAAUACAGGGAAGAAGUUUUCAUUAGCUGAGAGAUUGUCACAUAUUUUUUAAUUGUUGCUAGUAUUGGCAAUCCAAAGCUUUCAUUAUUGUGGUCUGGCUAAUUGUUCAUGCAGGAUGAUCCUGUGCGCAUGUAUGGUUGAUUUUCUAUUGUUGGCUUAGCAUUCAUGUGUUGCAAAUAACAACAUAACCUAUGGCUCAUGGUUAAGGAUCUGUGAUUGUUGCUCUU